AUGUUAAUGUCUCAACACUUCAGCGAGACUACUGUUACUCCGGGAGCUGAUGUAAAUUUACACUGUAUCGUCAAUGGCCCUCAUCCAGCAAGAUUUGUAUGGGAAAGAGACAACAUAGUCAUCUCUUCGAACACAGAUUCCAGGUACACAAUAGGACAAACUAUGACACCAGACGGUGGUGUUACGACACAGUUAAAUAUAUCACAUAUAAGAGUUGAUGAUGGUGGUCUUUACGCGUGUGUUGCACAUCAAGGAGAAACUAUAAUUGCACAUCAAGACAGGGUUAAUGUAUACGGACCACCUUAUAUUCGAACAUUACCACCGUUUAAGGUGCAAAGUGGUCAGAGUGUCACGCUACGUUGUCCAUAUUAUGGUUAUCCGAUUAGAGAAAUCACAUGGGAACACAGAGGUAAAGAAAUAGCGAAAGAUGCAACGCAUCAGACGCAUCGCUAUAAAAGAUUUAUCAAUGAUACCGCCCUUAGUAUAGAAAUAUUUGGACGCAAGCCUAAAUUAAGACAAAAACGUGAUGCUACAGUAUCUAGGGAAGGUGUAUUAAACAUUGCAAAAGUUUCAAAAAGUGACAAUGGGGCAGCCUAUGCUUGCAUAGUGAAAAGUCCAUCUGGUGAAAUGGCGAAAAGAUCAUUCGAAUUGCAAGUGGUUGAAGCUCCACAGUUGGAGGAAAUUUUAUUAGCAUCCGAUUUGCGGGAAGGACAAAUCGUACAAAUUCACUGCAAUUUGAAAAGUGGUGACUCUCCAGUAUAUUAUUCCUGGUUAAAAGACGGUAAAAAAAUACCUACACAUUUAAAGAUUGUGGAGCGUAGCUUAGAAGUUUUCAGUGUACUUAUUAUUAAAAACGUGUCACUUGAACACUGUGGGACAUAUACUUGUGUAGCAGCGAAUCACGUGGCGAAAGUAAACAGGACUGUUAAUUUGUAUAUAAAAGUUGCUCCGAAAUGGAGUGAAGAACCACACAAUACGUCACUACUUCUGGGUCGAAACGGACAUAUAUCGUGUAGUGCUAACGGCUAUCCUCAACCACAGACGCACUGGUUAAAAAAAGAUGUAAUAUCCGAUGCAUGGCGACCCGUGUUGGAAGUAGCUGGUGGGGGAGUUCUUAGUUUAUCUAACGGUUCACUAAUAUUUGACGCAGUUGCUUUAUCCGAUGCUGGUUUGUACACAUGUCACGUUGAAAACGGCGUAGGUGAUCCUUUAAGCAAGACUAUUUGGAUAUCUGUUAAUAAACCUGUUACAUUUGAUAUAGCGUCUAGAAAUUUAACAGUAAAACUUGGGCAACAUAUUACAAUUGAAUGUCAGGCGAAAGGAGAUGACCCUAUUAGAAUUAUGUGGACAAGAAAUGGAAAGCCAAUCAACCCUCUAACACAAAGAGUUAAAAUAUCUGAUACAAAAUCAGACGAAGGUAUGACAAGUGUUCUAGAAAUUCUGCAAACAGAGACUACUGAUGACGCUGUUUAUCAAUGUAGAGCAGGAAAUCCUUAUGGUGCAGAUGUUUACAGUGUAUAUUUGAUCAUAUUAGAACCACCACUGCCUCCAUCAGACCUGAUCGUGGAUUCAAUUAAAAGUCGAUCAGUGAAAUUAUCGUGGAUUGACUUGGCGCGUUCUUUAGCCCAAUUUUACAGUUUACAAAUUGCGACUAGUCAACGCCUGUCUUGGAAUAAUGCUAAAACAAUAAAUGUGACACGGUUAGAUGAGAUACGUCAUACUGCUGAAAUUGGUGAUUUACUGCCAGCGACAGCUUACACGGUUAGAGUAGCUGGAGGAAACCAAGCAGAUCUUAGCUCAUUCUCUUCACCCGUAAAGUUUACUACUACUGAAGAAGCUCCAUCGUCUCCUCCAUUAGCUGUACAAAUAGAGCAAACGGACGCACCUGGCGAACUAAAAGCAAAAUGGCUGCCUCCACCUGCUGAUACUCACAACGGGUUAAUACUUGGGUACAGAUUACGAGCUGUACCACAACUCAACGGAGUAAAAGAAACUCAAGAUGUAAACGACAAAAUUAUCAAGACUUCGUCUUUGUAUUCAAAACAAGAAACCAUUAUCACGGGAUUGCUCAAAGGUGUAAGGUAUGCAGUUUCCAUAGCAGCAUUUAACGGCGCUGGGGUGGGACCUUUCUCCACACCUUUGUUUCAAGACACAAGGGAAGGAGCGCCGGAAGAGGGCCCAUCAUCAGUUGAAUGUAGCGGCGUUACAUCCACUGCUCUAAGAAUAAGCUGGCAACCGAUCCCGCCUCACAGGCAGGCGGGAGCACUUAUUGGUUACUCAGUUCUUUACGCUGCACAAGCGCGACAAUGGCAGAACGCUACGUCUCUAGUGACAGAGUUGCGCCUGCAAGGCUUGCACAAAUAUACAAACUAUACGGUCAAAGUCGCGGGUUUCUCUAACUACGGCACUGGACCGUUUUCCUUUCCUAUUGUUUGUGCAACUCUCCAGGAUGUUCCCGAUGCUCCAGCUGAGAUAAAGCUGUUAUCGCAAUCAUCCAACACACUAUUAGUAAGCUGGAAGAAACCAAAGAACCCAAACGGGAGAUUACUGCAUUAUACAGUUUAUUGCAAACCAACUGCAAGUAAUGAUGGUCCACAAGUAAUCAGAGUAGACGCCGAGGAAACUAUUGACGUAUAUGAAAAGACACAAACUUUGGAACUUAAAGCUUUAUACGAAGGCCGACAGUACGAUGUAUGGGUCACUGCUAGUACUGCAAUAGGAGAAGGACCUGAAAGUAAACGUGUGACGAAUACUCCGUCACAGAGAGGCAUCGAUCAAUCCUUGAGCGGUAAUUAUACAUGCUUAGCAAAGAAUCUGUACGGGUCCGAUUCAGUCGUAUAUACAGUGAGGGUCUUACCGUUACCGGAUCCACCCACAUUAAGAGCUACACCAUUUAAAGACUCCAUUGUAGUUGAAUGGGAUGAAAUUAAAGUACACGGAAAUGACUCUUUAAGUUAUGGAAUAAGUUAUAAUUUGACUUGGCGCGAAGGCGAUGGACCAUGGCAGGAAGCUUGGCCCGUAGCACGGGAAACACGUUUACCAGGCAUUCAACAACACGCUCUGGCUGGCUUGAAAUGUGGUACAAAAUAUUCAAUUAGAGUAACAGCUACAGAUAACGUUGGGACGUCUGCUCCAGCACAUAUUGAUGUUACAACCUUGGGAGGAGCGCCUGUAUCACCUCCAACAACUGACUGGCUAUGGAGUAAUGCCACACAUAUUUACAUUCAACUUAGUGGUUGGGAUGACGGCGGUUGUGACGUAACAAGAUGGGACGUGGAAUACAGGCUUCUUGGUUCAAACCAAUGGAAAAAAGCAGAGAACAGAAUGCCUAUGGAACUUAAUUUAGGUUGGGGUUAUAUUGAUGGUCACUACCCAGCACCACCAUUGCGGUCUAUUCCUACGUCGUAUGCUGUCGGUUACCUUGAUCCUGGAAAUUGGUAUCAACUGAGAGUUACUGCUGUCAACGAUGCUGGAACUGCUUCAGCAAUCUACACAUAUGCAACAAAAACGAUAGAUGGAGAAGAAAUUGGCCCUCCUUCGGAACUUCUAGAUCUCAAUAUGCUUGUGAUAAUAUGCAGUUCUAUUCUUCUUAUAAUAUGCUUGCUUGCUUUCAUCUGCAUAUUGUUCAAAAAACACAGGCAAGGUUACUCUUCCCAAUACCGCCAUUCUAUAGCCGAUGAAGUUAAGUCGCGGAAUGAAUCUAUCGCUGUCCCUGCAGAGCAAAAGGAACGUUAUGCCCAUACGCCUCGAAUAUACACAUCACCGAUACAUCCUAGAAAACCUACUAAAAAUGAAAUGUUCGAAAUAAGUCCCUAUGCGGAAUUUGCACUUGGUUUUCGGACAUUUGACCACGUGGAGAACCAAGACCUGCCUAAUCGACUACCGAGUAGACCAAGGUUUGACACUGAAACAAGUUUCCAAAAUCGUUCGGAAUCCGACGAUAGUGAUAGCACUUCAAAAGCCACGGUAACCGCUAUGCCAAGACGGCACUGUCGUACACCCCAUCAUAGAUAA
Messenger RNA from Parnassius mnemosyne (clouded apollo), 4014 nucleotides. The record is from the annotation of a GenBank genome assembly. NCBI's taxonomy places the organism in Eukaryota, Metazoa, Arthropoda, Insecta, Lepidoptera, Papilionidae.